AUGAACCGGCCGUCGCUGCCGUACUUGUUCUGUGCUAUCUUCCUCCUGCUGCAAUUGGGUCAUGCUGCGGAACAUGGCCCGGUCGUAGCCCCACUACACCUAGCGAGCCGCCAGGAGAGUGCCUCCUUGAUUUCCUUCAACGACACAUGGCACGUCUUAGGGCCAUGGCAGGUUGGAACAAGAGAAGCCACGUGGGGUGCCGAUCCACUCGAGUACUACGGCGGCUUCAGAAACCUCCAAUAUGACCCGGAGGCGACAUUUCGAAGCUCAUUGCCUACUAACGGGACCGCGUCAUGGAACGUGACCCAAGCCGUACGGACUUUGAACGAUGCUACAUCAGCCAACGCUUCCUUGAGCGUGGCUUACUCCAACGUUGAUUGGGACUUCCUCAAGGUCGUAUACGGGUGGGCUGCUGUUCAAUACCAGGCCUGGGCCCGUGGCGAACUCAUCGUCGGCGGUAAUGAGAUUCAACAUCUAAUCUUGCAUACGGACGCCAUCCUGGAAUACUGGGUGGAUGACCAGCACUACUUUGGAGGAGACUAUUACAGCUACCGCAACGCACCUCCUGUUCUUCAUCUCAAGCCUGGCUCACACAGAAUCGAUCUUCGCCUAGCUCGCGAUGUCAGGGCUUUUGGAGGCAUUCUGGAGCCUACCAUUGAUGUUGUCGUUGACGUGCAAAAGGCCACAGGGUCUCUGGAACUUGCGAAACCUGGCAUGCUAGUGUCUGAUGUGGUCGACGGAAAGCUUGCUUCGUCGAUUGGAUCGGUAUACUUGAGGAACACUGGGGAAGAGGAUAUCGAGGUCCUGAGCAUUCAGCCCUCAGAUGUGAGCUCGCACGUCUCUUUCGCCGGGUGGACAACGGGCGCUCAGUCAUUGUUACGCGAAGAUACUGAUAUUGCUGACCAGGACGACUCUAACACAUACGAAGACCCGAGCAUGCCCAUCACUAUUGUUUCUGGUCAAACGAGGCCCAUCGUCUUGAAAGCAUCUCUCUCUACCAACAACGCCUCAUCCUUGGAAUACGACAUCACGUACCAGUCCAUUGGUGGAACGCAUCAGAACACCCUACAUGUGUCUCAAAAGCUGAAUCAUAUCGAUCUCUACAGGCCUCACAAGGUCACAUAUCUCCACCCGGGCGGCAUAGCUUCCUAUGCUAUGCUUCGGCCUCCGGCGAAGAACGCAAUAUGCCCAUUGGGACAAUCGAAGCUGCCUUUGUUGCUGCAACUGCACGGAGCUGGUCUUGAAGCGGAAAAUGCCCAGGUUACUGGAGCUCUGGAUCCCGUUUCUGAUCUCUGCGCAUGGGUCCUGUUCCCAACAGGUGUCACGCCGUGGUCCGGCGAUGACUGGCAUAAUUGGGGCUUCGCCGACGUUGAAGCCGCAAUAGCUGCGAUUCCAACCUGGAUCGCGGACAAUCACUGGACCGGGUACGGUAUCGACACAGACCGCUGGAUAGUCUCGGGGCACUCCAACGGUGGGCAGGGUACUUGGUAUGCCCUGACUCACCGACCAGAUAAAGUACUCGCUGCAGCACCAGUUUCGGGCUACGCCAGUAUUCAGGUGUACGUGCCAUACCAUCUGUGGCAGCCUGCAGAUCCAGGACGUACAGCGGUCAUCAGUGCCUCACUAAACAAUUAUCGACAUGAAAUGCUCAUGCCUAACGCGCAUGGAAUUCCUGUUCAACAGCAGCACGGUGAGAUCGAUGACAACGUUCCAGCUUACAAUGGCCGCCUACUUGCGGAGCAGCUGUAUCGCACAGGAGUCAGUUCGGGAGUUACAGGAGCCAAAGCUAGUUACAACGAAGUAGCGGGGGCAAACCACUGGUUCGACGGGGUCAUGACAACACCAGCCUUGGUAGACUUCUACUACACACAAGCUAUGAACAGAGAUGUUUUGCCCCGGAAAAUGGAGCAUUUUCUUAUCAUGGUCGGGGACCCUGGAGACAUGGGGAGUAAGAACGGGAUUCAAGUCAAAAAGCUAGAAGACCCAGGACGCUACGGCAAGGUUGGUGUUCGGGGACACAUAAUCAAGACCUCCAAUGUAAAAGAGCUUGAGUUCAAUACUGCCCUCUGGGGCGAGUCUGUGACUCUCGAUGGGCACGAAUUGAGCCUGGCAGAGGCAGCAGCAACUACGGACUCUUUCAUCCGUGUUUUCAAGACGGACGAAGGCUGGAACAUCGGCUCACGUACUGCAGAUUCCGCGCAGCCUGAAAGAAGUGGUCGACAACUGGGCUCCAUGACUGCUAUUCUUCGCACCCGUGGGUCGUUCACUAUCAGGCACCCAGGCUCUGCCAAUUCGUCGUACAUUGCACUGCAGACUUCACGCAAUCUACACCAGUACUUCCAAGCAGACGCCAACAUCGUCUCUUCCACCGCAGACUCUGCAAUUUCCAAAUACACCAACAACGUUAUCACUCUAGCUGUUGGCGCCAGUCUCAAAGAAAGUGAAAGCAACUUCCCGAUUCAGUUUGGCGACUCUGGAAUUACCAUCCGCGACUAUCGUGGGCAAGACCAGACAUACGGAGAUGAAGCUAGAGGUGCAGCGUUCUUGCGACCACUACCUGACGAGCGUCUCGAGCUCGUAUUGUGGGGUGCUGAUGACGAGGGGUUGCGACAGGCAUCCCGUAUCGUUCCUCUGCUGACAGGCGUCGGCCAACCCGAUUUCGUCGUCUUUGGUGAGAGCGCAAAAUGGAAAGGUAUUGAGGGUGUCUUAGCGAUGGGUUUCUUUGACUCUCACUGGAAGGUCACUCCCAGCAGUGUCAUAGAAAGUGGGUAA
Messenger RNA from Alternaria infectoria, 2772 nucleotides. RefSeq lists its product as uncharacterized. Gene Ontology annotation, biological process: proteolysis. Gene Ontology annotation, molecular function: serine-type peptidase activity. The transcript has 2 exons. Lineage: Eukaryota; Fungi; Ascomycota; Dothideomycetes; Pleosporales; Pleosporaceae. The record is from RefSeq and is a predicted model, not a curated record. Bases 1 to 2772 code for a protein of 923 amino acids.